UCCCCGACUCCACAUCAACUGCGAUGUCGCAUUCAGACGCGUCAGCUGUCAUCCGCAUCAUCCCCCGCUGCUGCCGUGGCGUGUGCAGGUAGCGGUGUGGAGAAUACAGCAACAGCAUCUUACUGGUGUAUACACAGCUGCAUACACAGGUACACACGCCUACCCGUGCCACCUCCACUACCCGUGCCACCUCCCAUACCCGUGCCACCUCCUCCCUCCCAUACCGUGCCACCUCCCUUCCAAACCUGUGCCACCUCCUAUACCUGUGCCGCCUGCCCCUACCCGUGCCACCACCACCUCCCUUCCAAACCCGUGCCACCUCCUCUACCUGUGCCGCCUGCCCCUACCCGUGCCACCACCACCUCCCUUCCCGUGCCACCUCCCCUCCCCGUGCCACCUCCUCCCUCCCCUCCCCUACCACCUCCUCCUUCACCUACUACCUCCUCCCUCCCUUACCCGUGCCACCACCUGCUCCCCUACCCGUGCCAUCUCCCUGCCCGUGCCAUCAUCCCCUACCCGUGCCAGCGCCAGGCAUGGGCUCGAUGGGGAGCGAGGUGCUGGGCUUGAUGCUGUGCUUCCUGGGGUUGGUGGGCCUCGUGGUGAGCACGGUGUGCAAUGAGUGGAAGACGACGUCUCGCGGCGCGUCCAUCAUCAUCGCCUCCUGGAUCUACCAGGGCCUUUGGAAGACGUGCGCCGGGAAUGCCAUGGGAACCCUCACCUGCAAGCGAUUCUUCACCACGAUGGGGAUGCCGCUGCACCUGAAGGUGUGCCAGGCCCUGAUGGUGCUGUCGCUGGUGCUGGGCCACCUGGGCACGGUGCUGGCGCUGCUGGGCACCAAGUGCUCGCGCUUCGGGGGCUCCAACUGGCGGCUGAAGGCGCGGAUCGUGGCCUCAGCAGGGGCCCUGUACCUGCUCGCGGGCAUGAGCUCGAUGGUUGCACUCUCGUUCUACGCCCACCGCAUCACCCUGGACUUCUACAACCCCAACCUCUUGGGCACCCGGUUCGAGUACGGAUGGUGCCUCUACCUGGGGUGGGUCUCCUCCAUCCUCUGCAUCGUCGGGGCCAUCAUCAAGUGCUCCUCCUGCUACGGGGUGAAGGACGACACUCACAACAUGCCCCGGCAGCAGCAGCAGCAGCCCCGCUACAGCACCGCGCCCACCGAGUUCAUGAACGACAAAGCCUCCGUCUACUCGGCCCUCACUCACAACACACAGCAGCAGCAGCAGCUCAAGGACAGCGCCUUCUCCAUCGGAGGCAUCGCCCCCGACCUCCGCAAAGUGAGCUACUUCUCAACGGAGGCCGCAGUGGGGCCCACGGCGGUGGUCUGGAACGGGGCGGCCGGGCGUUGCGUGUCAGACGCUGCCCUGCUGGACGUGGAUCGAGUUGGGGGCCCUGGGGACAGCUCUGACGAGGCUCGGCGGGGAAGCGUCAUGAGCUAUGGACGCAACGCCUACGUUUGAGAUGGGAGAAGAAAGCGGGUCCCCCUGGAAGAGAGUGUCACGGAUCCAUAGAGAGAGUCGGAGGUUGAUGAGGGAGAGUAGGUAGGACAUCCUGGUAGAGAUUAGGGGACGCUGGGAGAGAGUUAUAUGGUGCUGAUAGUGAGUAGGACAUCCUGGUAGAGAUUAGGGGACGCUGGGAGAGAGUAUGGAGGUGCUGAUAGAGAGAGUAGCAUAUUCUGGGAGGGAGUAGGGACACUGGGAGAGAGUAUAAAGGUGCCAACGAGAGUAUGACAUCUUGGGAGGGA
Molecule: messenger RNA, 1744 nt
Organism: Lethenteron reissneri (Far Eastern brook lamprey)
Lineage: Eukaryota; Metazoa; Chordata; Hyperoartia; Petromyzontiformes; Petromyzontidae
Product: claudin-7-like
Cellular component (GO): bicellular tight junction; membrane
Molecular function (GO): structural molecule activity
Source: RefSeq, a predicted model, not a curated record